AUGGCUAGGAUUUCUAAGAAGGAAGCUGACACUCUGGAAUGUGGUCGUCAAGAUGGUGUGGUAGUUACUUUGAAUCCUUUGUCAUGUAUGCUAGCUGCCAUAAAUGAUCCUAAUGAUGAGAAUAUCUGUGUCAUUGAUGAUGAUGUAGAGUCUUGGAGUGAUAUUGUUGUAGAGCCUUGUGCUUGCCCCAAAUUCUGUGAUCUGGAUGAGGUGAGAAGGGAACAGUUGACGUGUCCAGAGGUUGUGGCUUUAAAAGGACAGUCUGGUGUCAUCUCUGACCCUGAUGGGACGGUGUAUCGUGUAGAACGGUUUAGUCCUGCUGGUACCCGCGUUAAGCAACUGCUACUGCCUAAGUCUUGUCGUAGACAUCUUGUUGAGCAAGCUCAUGCGGAUACUCAUGCUAAUGGACGGCAGUUGAAGUUCUUCCUCCAGUCUUGGGCGUGGUUUCCCAAGCUUGAUAAUUUAUGUCGUGCUGUGACUCAGGCUUGUCCAACUUGUCAGUUGACAGCGAGUCAAGCUGGUAGGGAGUUUGCACCUCAGACCAUCCAUGCUGCGAAUCAUCCACAGAAUAGAGGCUUUUAUGAGAGACGGCAUCGAAUGAUCGUUGAGGCUAUGAGGAAGUUUACCCUAGCAAGUGGAUCGUUGUGGUCUGAUGAGCUGAUUCUUGCCCAGGUUAAAUGGUUGAUUAAUCAUUCUGAGAUUGUUCGCGGUCGUCAUGUUUUGGUUACUACUUCUUCUGGUGUUGAGAUGCACUGGCCUGGUAACGUUAAACGCUAUAAGACUCUUGAACUAGAUGGAACGUCGCCAAGCAGCAGUGGCUUCUGA
Perkinsus marinus ATCC 50983 is the source of this 825-nucleotide messenger RNA. RefSeq lists its product as hypothetical. The record is from RefSeq and is a predicted model, not a curated record. The transcript has 3 exons. Bases 1 to 825 code for a protein of 274 amino acids. Lineage: Eukaryota; Perkinsozoa; Perkinsida; Perkinsidae.